Messenger RNA from Orcinus orca (killer whale), 6667 nucleotides. RefSeq names its product neuronal tyrosine phosphorylated phosphoinositide-3-kinase adaptor 1 (gene NYAP1). The coding region runs from base 787 to 3324 and encodes 845 amino acids. The transcript is spliced from 7 exons. The record is from RefSeq and is a predicted model, not a curated record. Gene Ontology annotation, biological process: neuron projection morphogenesis; phosphatidylinositol 3-kinase/protein kinase B signal transduction. Lineage: Eukaryota; Metazoa; Chordata; Mammalia; Artiodactyla; Delphinidae.
GGAGGCUUGGUGCGGGGAGGUGGGAUGGGGGCACAAGGGGUAGGGAGGAUUGGCGGGGCGAGAGACGGAGAAACCCAGGGUAGCAGGACAAGGGGAAGGGGAGGGGUGCCCGGGAACCUGGGGCCUUUGGAUGGAGAGGGGGAUGAAGCCGGCCAGGUUUGGAACAAACAGGGAAGGGAGAGGACGGCAGUGAGGAGGGGCGCCUAGAAGGAGAGGUGAGGCAGAAAGCGCAAAGGAGAGUGUGUUUGGGGGAAGGGAAACCAGGGCAGGUAUGGAGGCCGCAGCUCAGAAGGUAGCUAUGAGGCCAGACUGGAGACCCCCGGGUGGGAUGGAGGGGCGGGGACUGCGAGAGGGAAGCCGAGAGCCUCCCAGAUCCCUGAGGAGGAAGGUGAUUUGGGCGCUCAGCGAGGGAGGCGGAGACCUUCGCUGAGGGGCCAGGGUGCAGGAAUAGGGGUGGACGGAAGCCCGGGCCCAGGCGAAGGACUGGUGAGGGGGUCGGCAGGGAAUGGAGAGACAUGGAUGGGUGGUCUUGUAGCUGCCCAACUCAGAAUGCCCCCACCCUUUCUCCAGCAUCCCCGCCCUGCCCUCAUGACACCCCCCAGCCUCAGGCCCCAAGAGGGGGUGGGGAGUCUGACCGUCUCCCCCUUCCCCAGCGGGGUGCAGUGUAGGCAAGUAGGCCCCGGCAUGACUCCUUGUCUAUAGUGGAUCCGGGACCCAGGGAGGGUCGCCCCCCGGGCCUGGUGGCGCUGAGCAGGAAUCCCCAGCACCUGCCUCCUGCCCCACGACAUGAACCUCCUCUACCGAAAAACCAAGCUGGAGUGGAGGCAGCACAAGGAAGAGGAGGCCAAGAGGAGCUCCAGUAAGGAGGGAGCUCCUGCAGGCUCCUCGGGGCCCGGGGCCGGCCCAGGGCCGGGGGUCCGCGUGCGGGACGUUGCCUCGCUGCGCCGCUCGCUCAGGAUGGGCUUCAUGACGAUGCCCGCCUCCCAAGAGCACACCCCCCACCCCUGCCGCAGCGCCAUGGCCCCACGCUCCCUCUCCUGCCACUCGGUGGGCAGCAUAGACAGCGUGGGGGGCGUGCCUGGGGGGGGCGGGGGGGGCCUCACAGAGGACGGCAGCACCCGAAGACCCCCGGCCAAGCCCCGGAGACACCCCAGCACCAAGCUCAGCAUGGCAGGGCCGGGGGCAGAGACGCCCCCCAGCAAGAAAGCAGGCUCACAGAAGCCAACCCCGGAGGGCCGCGAGUCCAGCCGGAAGGUUCCUCCACAGAAGCCCAGGCGAAGUCCCAACACCCAGCUCUCUGUCUCCUUUGAUGAGUCCUGUCCCCCAGCCGCCUCUCCUCGAGGGGGGAACCCGCCCCUUCACCGCCUCAGUAGGGGGUCCUGUGUAGCUGGGGACCCUGAGGUGGGUGCCCAGGAAGAGGAGCCGGUGUACAUUGAGAUGGUGGGGGAUGUCUUCAGGGGAGGAGGGCGGAGUGGAGGGGGACUGACUGGGCCCCCUCUUGGGGGUGGGGGGGGGCCGACCCCAACGGCUGGCGCUGACUCGGACUCAGAAGAGAGCGAGGCCAUAUACGAGGAGAUGAAGUACCCGCUGCCCGAGGAGGCCGGGGAAGGCCGCGCCAAUGGGGCCCCUCCGUUGACGGCAAGCUCCACACCGCACCAGCCUCACGCCCUUCAGCUCCACACCCAGCGCCGUCCAGCUUCAGCCCUCCCGAGCCGGAGGGAGGGGACGCCCACGAAGACCACUCCUUGUGAAAUCCCGCCGCCCUUCCCCAACCUCCUCCAGCACCGUCCUCCACUCCUGGCCUUCCCCCAGGCCAAGCCUGCUUCCCGAGCCCCUGGCGAUGGGGUCUCGAGGCUACCAGUCCUUUGCCACUCCAAGGAGCCAGCUGGCUCCACCCCAGCUCCCCAAGUGCCUGCCCGGGAGCGGGAGACGCCUCCCCCACCGCCUCCGCCUCCCGCUGCCAACCUGCUGCUGCUGGGACCCUCGGGCCGAGCCCGGAGCCACUCGACACCCUUGCCGCCCCAGGGCUCUGGCCAGCCCCGGGGGGAGAGGGAGCUCCCCAAUUCCCACAGCAUGAUCUGCCCCAAGGCGGCAGGGGUGCCGGCAGCCCCUCCUGCCCCGGCUGCCUUGCUCCCCGGCCCCCCCAAGGACAAGGCCGUGUCUUACACCAUGGUGUACUCAGCAGUCAAGGUGACCACGCACUCCGUCCUGCCCACCGGUCCGCCCCUGGGCGCUGGGGAGCCAAAGACGGAGAAGGAGAUCUCAGUCCUCCACGGGAUGCUGUGCACCCGCUCGAGACCCCCCGUGCCUGGGAAGUCCAGCCCCCAUGGCGGGGCUAUGGGCGCAGCAGCUGGGGUUCUCCACCACCGCGCCUGCCUGGCCUCCCCACACAGCCUUCCGGACCCAACUGCAGGCCCCCUGACCCCCCUCUGGACCUACCCAGCUGUGGCAGCUGGGCUCAAGAGACCCCCUGCCUAUGAGAGCCUCAAGGCUGGGGGGGUGCUGAAUAAGGGCUGUGGAAUGGGGGCUCCAUCCCCCGUGGUCAAGAUCCAGCUGCAGGAGCAAGGGACCGACGGGGGGGCCUUUGCCAGCCUUUCUUGUGCCCACGUCAUCGCCAGCGCGGGGACACCAGAAGAGGAAGAAGAGGAGAUGAGCGCCUCGACGUUUGGGGCAGGCUGGGCUCUGCAGAGGAAGGUCCUGUAUGGCGGGAGGAAGGCGAAAGAGCUGGACAGAGAGGUCGAGGACAGUGUCCAGGCCUGGAAUGGCAGUGCCGAGGGUGCAGGCAAGGUGGAGCGUGAGGACAGAGGCUCUGUGGCAUCAGGGAUCCCAGUGAGGAGCCAGGGGGCAGAGGGCCUGCUGGCCAGGAUCCACCACGGAGGGGACCGAGGAGGAAGCCGCCCCGCGCUGCCCAUACCCUGCCAGACCUUCCCCGCCUGCCACCGCAACGGAGACUUCACGGGAGGCUACCGCCUGGGGCGCUCCGCCUCCACCUCAGGAGUCCGGCAGGCCGCGCUCCACACCCCUCGGCCCUGCAGCCAGCCCAGGGAUGCCCCGAGCCAGAUCCAGCCUGCGCUGCCGCUGCCGCUGCCGCUGCCCCUGCCGCCCCAGGCCACCCGCGAGCGCGACGGCAAGCUGCUGGAGGUGAUCGAGCGCAAGCGCUGCGUGUGCAAGGAGAUCAAGGCGCGCCACCGGCCCGACCGCGGCCUCUGCAAGCAGGAGAGCAUGCCCAUCCUCCCCAGCUGGCGGCGCGGGCCUGAGCCCCGCAAGUCCGGCACCCCGCCCUGCCGCCGGCAGCACACAGUCCUCUGGGACACCGCUAUCUGAGGAGGCCGGGGCGCCGGGACCGGGGAGCGGGGCGGGGGAGACCGGCCUCGAAAGAGGGACGCUUGAAGGACCAGGUGAGAGAGAGCCGGGGAGAACCUCUGCCCUCCACCCUAGCCCCCGAGACGGGGAGUCGGCCGGGCCCAUCGGGUUGGGGGCGCCAAGCAGCACCCCCACAAACUUGGGGGAGAGUUGGCUUGAGGUUGGGAGUGAGGCCCUCCGCCGCUCUUCCCACUGAGCCAAGCAGACCCCUCCUCUUGAGAGGGCGAAGGCCAAGCCCAGGUCAGCAUGGGGAAGGAGGGAAGGGUCAGGGAGGAAGAAGGGGGGGCGGGUCAGCGAGGGACAGGGACCUGAGAGUGAGAGGUAGAGGGGCUCUUUUAAAGAGUGGGGAGUGGGGGAGGUGCUGUUUAUUUUGUUAUUUAUUUUGGGCUGGGGGGCAAUUCUUGGCCCUUCUGAUCUACUCCUGAACAGGGAGUGGGGAAUUGCAGGCAGGUAAAGGGAACCAAGCUGGCACUCUCCCCAACGCCUAAAGGCCCUGCUAUCCACGCCCCGCCAAAGCUAGGGACAGGUCUGGAGUGGGGAGUGGAGCAGGAGAAGGGAGGCGCUCCGGGGAGCCCGGGGGCCAGAGGGCUCAUUUACAGUAUUUACAAGUCGCCAGUAUUUGGUAGUGAGCUUGGCCUGCUCUGAAGCAGGCAUCUUACUUAGCUCCAGGGUGAGGGUCUGGCACCUGGGAUGGGGGGGAUGAUGGGGAAGGAGGGAAAUUUUCGCGGGUGGGGGGCGGGCAGGGUAUUUAUUUAAAUUAAAAAGCAAAACAAAAAACUCAGAAGAGAUGUCAGGAACUUUUUUUUAAUUCCUUUCUUUUCAGAAUAAUAUAUUAAAAGACUAACGAUCCUAGAACUGGCUUCUUAUGUUUCAGUGCGCUCCGCCUUUCAUAUACCCGUCCCGUUUUCACUCUUGCCCCUGGUUGGUGGGAGCCAGAGGUUGUGCAGGGCGGGUUACUAUGGCACGUGAGAGGGAGAGGUGGAGCUGGAGGAAAGUCUUUGGGAACGCCACCGUGCAGUGACUCAGCAAACCCUAAUUGAGCAUCUGAUGUGUGCGUGGCCGUGCGCCGAUGCAGAAGGAACGUUCCGACUGAAGCCUGUCCUCAAGCAGCUUGUAGUCUAUUCAGGGAGGUGAGAUACCUGAGCCGACACCAGGCAGUGCUCCAGGAGUAGGAGAGGGAGAGAGCUGGACUCCUCCGACAAGGUACAGUGAGCCUAAAAGUACAGGUAAGGUUUGGAUGAGCAGGGGGAAGGUCCCAAGCUCGUGUCAUGAUUAUCUGCCGUGGUGGGAUGGGCACAGCAACUGUGUUUAAAUGAUGCUGAGGGCAGUGAGUCAACCUUGAUGAAGCUGGUGGAGAAGGAGGGGCCUCAAAGCAAGAGGCUGGUCCUCAAGAAGGAAUCCAGGGAGGAGGAUAAAAAGAGUGUCUGGGAGAAUGGAAGGCAAAGGGAGAGUUUGCAAGAUGCAACUGAAAGAAAACAUCCUCUGAUGGGGAUGAAGGGGCCGAAGCGGGUAUCCACGAAGCCCAAGUUUGGCGCUCAGGUGGCUGAGGAAAUGAUCAGCCUGACACAGCAUGGAAAGUGGGGUUGAGAGGGGCCGUGAGGGAAGAAUGUUGACUGGGAAGCAAUGGCGAAUAUUCAGGUUUGUUACCAGCUAGACCAGAGAUUCAAAAAUGCAAGGAUGAUACCAGAGAUGCCUUUUAGUUCUGUAUUUAUACGCAUGCAUAUUAGAGAAAUUCUAAUCAGCACAUCAGAACACUACUUGUUAUGUCACAGCAGUUAUUGCACAAGAUAAGGCUAAAUUUAUUUUUAAUGAAUUGGUUUAAAGAAAAACAGUAAGCAAAUAAAUAACAGUACAGGUGGAAUACAGAAUACGAAAAAUUAUGACAGUGGUGUGAGAAUUUUUGAAAUUUAGGAAAUACCAAGUUAGAGAUAAGACGAUGAUGGUUUGGGAGAGCCGACAAGACUGGAUGUUAGGAGUCAUCAACAUAGAGAUGGUACUCAAGGCCAAGACUGAGCUCCAUAGAGAGGGUGUGGACAGAGAUAAGAGUUAAGAACAAGGAAUAGCUUUUAAAUUAUUUAUGUUUCUUUUAAAUUUCACUAUAUAUAUAUAUAUAGUGAAAUGAUCACCCUGAUAAGUUUAGUUGACAUCCGUCACCACAGAUACUUACAAUUUUUUUUUCUUGUGAUGAGAACUUUUAAGAUGUACCCUCUUAGCAACUUUCAAACAUAGAAUAUAAUAUUGUUAAUUAUAGUUACCAUGCUGUACGUGACCUCUCCAGGACUUACUUAUCUUAUAACUGGAAGUUUGUACCUUUUGACCACCUCCCAUUUUUCCCCACCUCCCACCUCCCAGCUCUGGCAACCAAUCUCUCUGUAUCUAUGAGUUUGGUUUUCUUUCUUUCUUUUUCAGAUUCUACAUAUAAAUGAGACCAUACGGUAUUUGCCUUUCUCUGUCUGACUUAUUUCACUUAGCAUCAUGCCUUCAAGGUCCAUCCAUGUUGUCGAAAGUGGCAGGAUUUCCAAUAGCUUUUUAAUAAUUAGUUAGGAAGUUAAUGGAAGGAAAUAUCUCAUUUAUAAGAGCAACAAGAAUCAUAAAAUAUCUAAGAGUACUUUAACAAGAAAAGUAUAGGACCUCUAUUCGAUUAAUCAAUAAAACUAAAGUACUUUGAGUUUCUCAACCAAGCAAGACUUGAAUAGGCAGAGUAAUAACUAGUUCUUAAAUAGGAAGACCGCAAUGUAAAAGAUGUAAGUCUUCCCUAAAUCAGUAAAUUCAAUGAAGUCUCUAAAUCUCAAAAGGAUAAUUUGGGAAACUUGACAAAACUAUUCAAAAGUUUAUCCAGAAUGAUAAUGAGAAAAACCAGAACAUUCCGAAACAGAUGAGUAAGGGGGGGACCUGGCCUAUCAAAUAUUGAAAGCACAGUGAGCUGGGAUUGGCACAGGAAUGGCACAAUCUAUCAGAACAGAGUCCAGAAAUAGCAGCAAAUGCACAUGGGAAUCUAGCAUGUACAUGAUAAAGGUGGCACUUGAAUAGUGGGGAAAAGAUUAUUUGAUAAUUGUUUCUUGAACAAUUAGCUAGUCAAGGGAGAGUGUGGGAAGCUGGAUUUCUAUUUCAUUCAUUACAUCGAAAGAUUUAAAUGUAAAAACAAAAUAUUAAAAGGGAGAAGUGGGUGAACAUUCUUAUAACCUUGGGAGGGAGGAGGCCCUUCUAAAAUGAUAUGAAAACCAGUAACAUGUAAAUCAACUAUACUCCAAUAAAAAUUAGAAAAAAAAAAAAAACAGUAACAAAUAAACCAAAAGGCAUUUAA